CGCACCUCAGAUCAGCAAGUUCUCACUCUCCCCUUCACAGCAGUAAAAUAUCACAGUAGCGAGAGUUGAAAACAAACUUGUGUCAGAGGAAGUGAUGGUUUUGACUGAAAGAGAAAUUUGACUGGUUUCCUUAGUAACAACCUAGCUGCUCAAAAACCACACGGACUCACAAUCGAGCAGUGACAGGCGAACAACAUGGAAGACCUCGAUUUGCUGCUGGAGGAGCUGGCCUUGAAUUCAGAACGUUCAGAGAUUGUCGGUGAAAACACGGGCAAUAAUCCAACUACUGGAGAGGUGUCAGGUCCAGUUUAUGCUGGACUGAACAUGAAAGGAAAAGGCCCAGUCCGCUCAAAUGUCUACAGUGAUCUGCCUGCUCCUGUAGCAGCUUCCUCUCCCCCUGGCUCUCCCACGCUGGAGCUGGAAUCCAUCCUGCAGGACCUGAUGAGUCUGGGAGAAGGGGAUCCAGAGUCUUCCACGGCCCCACCACCUCUGACACAAAAGCUGUCAGUGAAAAAGAAAACAAAAGUUGAACAGGAGAGCGAGGAGAGCGGCAGCAGCACAGCAGGUUCAGCGGCAAAGGCCUCGACCUCGAGUAAGAAAACAGAUUCUAUAGAUGACCUGCUUGGAGGACUAAGCUCUGAUCUGGAGAAGAUUGGUGUACGCACUGUAGCCAAGGGCAACUGUGCUUCCUGCAACAAAUGCAUAGUGGGAAAGAUGAUAACCGCACUGGGUCAAGUGUGGCACCCUGAGCACUUUGUGUGUGUGGCAUGUAAGGGAGAGCUGAGCAACACAGGCUUCUUUGAGAGAGAGGGACAACCAUACUGCAACAAAGACUACCAUCAGCUCUUUUCUCCUCGCUGUGCUUACUGCAAGGGGCCCAUUUUGCAGAACAUCCUGACAGCUCUGGACCAGACCUGGCACCCAGAGCACUUCUUCUGCACACACUGUGGAGGCCUGUUUGGGCCUGAUGGUUUCCUAGAAAAGGAUGGAAAGCCCUAUUGUUGCAAGGACUUCUACGACCUCUUUUCUCCAAAGUGCUCUGGCUGUGGGGAGUCAGUGAGGGAGAACUACCUGACUGCAGCCAAUGGCACCUGGCAUCCAGAGUGCUUUGUGUGUGCGGACUGUCUGAAGCCCUUCACAGACGGUUGUUUCAUGGAGCUGGAUGGCAGACCCCUCUGCUCACUGCACUUCCACACCCGGCAGGGCACUCUGUGCGGUGGCUGUGGUGAGCCCAUCACAGGCCGCUGCAUCUCGGCUCUCGACCGAAAAUUUCACCCCGAGCAUUUUCUGUGUGCCUUCUGUCUGCGGUAUUUGAACCACGGCAUCUUCAAGGAGCAGAAAGGGAAACCAUACUGCUCAGCAUGCUUUGAUAAACUGUUUGUGUGAGACAUAUUGAACUUAAUACACAAAUGAUGCGACAGAAUCCAAAUACUGAUCACUGUCAUUGUAGAGGUUAUAAGUUCCUCAUAUUAUUAUUCACUAUUCCUACAUUGCAAUAGUUAACAUGUCCGAACUGUAUUUGCAUUAGUAGAGAUGAGCAAUACAUGUUUAAUUUUUCAGUACUUCAUGGCUAGCUGACACUUUUGGUGAUUUUGUAAAGCUUAUAUGGAUUACAAAUGCAGAGUGUUACAUGAAAUAUGGCAUGAAUUAUCAGGGGAAAAAAAGCUAACUUUGUGACAUAAUUAAUGGCGUGGUUGUAAAACACAGAGAAAACACCCAUAUCCCCAGUUACAAAACAUCACAUGUGUGAAACUUGGAUGAUUCUGAAAGGUGUUGCUAAAACUUGGGAUGGAUUUUAUGGGAUUUCGUUUUUCGUGGUGACAUUAAAUACAUAAAUGGAGAAAGAAAAACAGAAGUGCAGUCUUAAUCCAUGGUUUCCAUUAAAUGAUCCUCAGCCUGCCAUUAGGCUUGGCAGUCUAAAGGUUACUCUCUUCAGUGUUGAGCAGUUAUGGAGUCUAUGUGCCUGAUAGCUUGUAUUGGCAGUGACUGGCAUGGAACUGGCGUGCCAGCCUGAGUUUCCUCUUACUCUGACUUACCAUUUGGCCUCUGGCAUGCAAAGGAUUCAGACAGCCUCCUCAUUCUCCACACAGGUUUCUUUAUAGAUGCCUAUGGAAGAUUAAUGAAGGUGUUGAGGUGAAUAAGGAUGGUUUCAGAGUGAGCUCCUUUGCAUCACUGCGUCUGUUCAGCAGCUCCCUUUGACUGGGAAGGGAUGAAUCAGACAUCAAGUGUUCCAGUGACAUCAAGAGUACAUUUCUGAUUAAACAUAUAGCUAACGGAA
Molecule: messenger RNA, 2278 nt
Organism: Notolabrus celidotus (New Zealand spotty)
Lineage: Eukaryota; Metazoa; Chordata; Actinopteri; Labriformes; Labridae
Gene: lpxn
Product: leupaxin
Exons: 9
Coding region: 196-1386 (396 amino acids)
Biological process (GO): actin cytoskeleton organization; muscle structure development
Cellular component (GO): filamentous actin; stress fiber; Z disc
Molecular function (GO): actin binding; muscle alpha-actinin binding
Source: RefSeq, a predicted model, not a curated record